AGGAGAGAGCAAGUUUGCAGCGUAGCCCCGCUCAUUGGCAGGGGUUCCCCUAUCACUCUGUCUUUAGACUGUCUGUGCACAGAGAAAAAAAUCGGAAAAGUGAUUGAUGAUGCAAUUUUAGGAGGUGUGGCAAUUUUUUUUGGAAAAUUCGUCAUUGUUAAAUUUUCACUUAAAAAUAAGGAAUUGGAGCUCGCUGGGUCUUGACCGAGAGGAAGAGGAGAGCGAGCACUGUUCCAGCUAUCUCGAUAGCAUGGCGGUCGAGAGGAACAGAAGGAUUUUGCAGGAUUUUCAGGCAAAUCCGAGCAACCAGACGUGUGCGGAUUGCGGAGCGGACGAUAACGACUGGGCAUCAUACACGCUUGGAAUUUUUAUCUGUUUAAAUUGCUCAGGAAUUCAUCGAAAUAUCCCUAAAGUUAGCAAAGUGAAAUCCGUUCGAUUAGACGCCUGGGAGGAUGAAGAAAUUAAGUUUAUCACCUCCAAUGGGAACAGCAUAGCCAAAGCAAUAUAUGAAUCAAAGUUGCCGCCAUUCUAUUACAGACCAACAUUUACAGAUUGCCAAGUGCUUCGGGAACAGUGGAUUCGCGCCAAAUAUGAGAGAAAGGAGUUCAUCUACAUUGAUAAACAAGAGCCUUACUCUGCAGGUUACAGAGAAGGCUUCCUGUGGAAACGAGGGCGAGACAACGGUCAGUUCUUAAGCAGGAAGUUCAUUUUAUCCGAGCGGGAAGGUGUCCUGAAGUAUUUUAACAAACACGAUGCAAAAGAACCAAAAGCCAUUCUAAGGCUGGAACAGAUCAAUGCCACCUUCCAGCCAACAAAAAUAGGGAAUCCAAAUGGAUUGCAAAUUACAUAUUUAAAAGACAACAGCACGAGGAACAUAUUUGUCUAUCACGAGGAUGGAAAGGAGAUUGUUGACUGGUUCAACGCAAUCCGAGCAGCGCGCUUCCAUUACUUACAAGUGGCGUUCCCAGGAGCCAGUGAUGCUGAUCUGGUGCCAAAACUGACCAGGAAUUAUGGGAAGGAAGGAUAUAUGGAGAAAACGGGUCCAAAGCAAACAGAAGGGUUCAAGAAACGAUGGUUCACAUUAGACGACAGGAGGCUGAUGUAUUUUAAAGACCCGCUGGAUGCCUUUGCUCGGGGUGAGGUGUUCAUUGGCAGCAAGGAGAACAGCUACAGUGUCUUAGACGGUCUUCCACCAACCAUCCAAGGAAACCACUGGCAAUAUGGAAUCACCAUAGUAACCCCUGACAGGAAGUUCCUGUUUGCAUGUGAAACUGAGGACGAGCGGCGAAUUUGGAUGGAAGCUUUUCAGAAAGUUAUCGACAGGGCAAUGUUGCCCCAGGAGUAUGCAGUGGAAGCACAUUUUAAGCACAAGCCGUAAGUGAACCCUUGAUUUUGGAGGCUGUGACUACACUGGCAACAUCACCUGGCCCUCAUGGGUCGCACCGGAAUAUGAAUUGUUUGGUAUUUGUGCAGCAGUCUGUUCCCCUCUCUCUCUUUCCCUCCAACCCUCGAAUUUCAGCCUUGCCUCCCAAACCCCAGCCACCUCCCCCACGCUCUCCAGUGGGUGGGGAGGGGUAGGGUAGAGAUGUCCAUCAGAAGACAACUGGACUGUGGCAGGAAGUGAGGUUGAAAGUGAUAUGCAUGUGUCCCUAACCAAGAGCAUGAAUUUUGGGGAACUCCCAAAACCAGGCUACAAUUCACACACCAUUCUGCAUGACUAAUUCUAAUCAUUAAUAGUUAAUCCCUGAAUGCUCCUGCCACAAUAAGACACUAUAAAUCCAACAUAAAAAGCUGUUUUAAAGAAAAAUCAUUCUCUUGGUCUACGUAACUACCUAUUGUGUCAAUUUUCCACAAAUCACCGAUAAGAAAUGGGCAUUGCUCUUUAAACAAUUUUACUUGAGUAUUUGAAGUGAAGAUUAAAGUGAACUGUGUAACCUUUAACCAAUCUAUGUGAGGGAAAACAAGCUUCCAGUGUCCAUAAAGAGAUUUUGUGUUCAUUGUAUUUGUGGCUAUUCAUCUACAAGACUUGAUUUUUAAAAAAUUCUCCUCAAUAAGCAUUUUCUUCAGGCUGUUGAGAAAAAGCUGGUGUUAGUGCAAAUGAAAUAUUGUAACUUGAUGAAAGCUAGUAUGUCUCAGUGGUAUUGCUUUCUUCCAUAAAAUGAUACUGCUUGAAUUAAAUUGUGUCUAGCUGUUUGCAGAGGGCAUGUCCUCAAAGAGACGUCUACUGCCGUUAAAUAGUACAAUGCUAGUUACUCGGAAUUGCUGAGUUUAAAGCUUUUAGUGAUAUGUCGUGUUUAGUGAAGUCUGUGACAGAUUAUAGUGUAAUAUAUAAUUACCAUGCUAAACAUUGUAAAAAAAACUUUCUACAUUCUUCCAAACGUCAUCUUUUAAGUGUGCAUUUCUUGUUUAGAAUUGAUGUAAAGAAAAUCUGAAAAUUAAGUUGUGAAUAAGUUUCUGUAAUUACUUCAACUGUUAAUUUUUAUUCAUUUGAGUGCAGCCAUUUUGACAGUGCAGUUGCAUUAAAUAUUACACUAAACUUAUUCUUAGUACAACAGUGGGACCAGUACUUUUUGCUGAGACAUAGAUAGUCUCAACCCAAAUCAUUAAAAAUCCCUGAAGUUCCAAAUAGAAGUAGCAUUCUUUCACAGAAGUUGUAUAAUAAGUUAACAUGGUUGUUACAUGCAAGCAGGGCUUGAGUUUCAACAUGAAUAUGUCAAAUGUAAUGGUUUUCAGAUGUUGGUAGAAAGAUUGGCGUGAUGCUCAGAUGCAUCCCAGGAUACGUGGGGACACGUCAUUGGGUGUUUAGGGGCAACAUCAUACACCGUGGCCCAGGCGACCCAGCCAGGGUUGAUCAGGCCCUGACUUGUGCCCCAGCAGCUUUGGUCCACGGUCACACCUCUUGAAUGUAGUUCUCAACCUUGGAAGAGAAAGUGAGCCAAUGUUGAGUUUAACGGCUUGAUGGCAUGAAAAUUAGAUUGUGUCAAUUGAUGCAUAAGAAAAUUGCUUACACAGAAAUCACUGGGAGCAGUGUCAUCAGAUAGCUGAUGUCAAAUUUGCACUCAUUGAUGUCAGCAGCCUUCAGAAAAGCCUCAGAGGAUUUGUUAGAUCAUUUCUCUUUACAGCUAUCAAGUAAGUGUCAAUUAAUUGAGAUAAGUGUGUUCUCUCUUUAAUUACAAAUCUAAAGUAAACUUUUCAGAUUCUAAUUUAUAUAUUUAAAGUCAGGUGCAAUCCAAGUUAUUUCACACUUUUCCCUCCCUCUUUAAAGUGAUGAUGUGCUAAACUCUUGUGUAGCUAAAUCUUCCUUUUAUUUCUUUCUUCUUCUUCGAUACCAUGAUUCCCCACCCCCCAAUUGACCUGCCAGGUAACAUGUUUUUUUAAAGAUAUUUAAUGUUACAACACUGACAAAAGUAAGCUGGUUAAUCGCGGAGGAGCAUAAACUAGUGAGCUAAAUACUUGAACAGGAAAGUUAUUGUAAAGAAUGAGAUGAAAUCCCAAUCAUUGCAAUAACACAAAGGAUAGGAUUAUUUGAAACAUAAAUGUAUUCAUGUUAAUUCCUUUAAUAUUUACAUUUGACUAUGGAAACGCACAAUCUACAAUGGAGAAAAUAGUGCUGAAAUGAAAUGCUUAUUAAAAAUUUUACUUUGUAUGUGUAUUCCUUAUAAUCGGGAAAAAGAAGUCAUGAUUCUGCUGCAGAAAUGAGAUGUUAUAGUAACUACAUUUUUUUCUCUAAUUUUAACUCUUGCUUUCAACAAAAGCUUGUAGUUAAGGCAACCUGUGAUUCAAGGUACUAUUCCUUUGGUAAUGCUGAUACAUGCUUUAUAACCUGCCACAGUAUGCAAGGAGAUUGUAUGUUCUGCCCAUGACCAUGUGCGUUUCCUCUGGAUGCUCCAGUUUCCUCUCAGAUUCCAAAGACAUAUAUGGGUUAGUAGGGUAAAUUGGUCACAUAAGUGUAAUUGAGUGGCCUGGGCUCGAAUACCCAGAAGGGCCUGUUUACCAUACUGUAUCUCUAAAUAAACUAAAAACAAUGUGCUGGAAAUGACAGUAGGUCAAACCACAUCUGCAAGUAAUGGCAUUGGUAUUUCAGGUCAAAGACCCUUUGGCAGAACUGGGACUGUGGGAAAAUUAAUUGAAAAUUGGAGACAAAAUGGGGGAUUAGGUUUAGGGAUAGGGAAUACCUUUGAUGGGUUGAUGGGUCCCUAUUGUCCUGGUGAUAAGGUGUUGAUGAAGCCAUCUGAUUGAAGGGUUAAUAAGGGGAGUUAGAAUGUUCAAUGUUAAUCGAGAGAGGGGACACUGAACCAACAUUUACAGAUGCUUAACCUACAGAAUUGGCCAGUUCUGAUGCAGAGAGAAUGUGUUGAGAAUUUGAUACCAAGUCCUGAAGGCUAUAGGUUGACUAGACAGAAGAUGAGGUCUUUGUUUCUCAAGCUCAUAUUGAGCCUCAUUUUAACAUUGCAGGCUGGGUACAGAAUGGAGAGCCACUUUUAUACAUUGGGACCACCAGCGUUAACAAGUCACAGACUGUACCAUUGAUUGGCCAAGCCUUGAUUGGUUUUUGAUGCAAACGCUACUCCUUUCCCAACGGCAUGUUUCAGUAUGGUUACUCAUCACCAUUCAUUCUGUCAAUGAAUAACACUGUCAUGGUUUGUAAUUGUUUUCCUGUAAGAUGACAAAUGUAUUAGUAUAUAUUA
Molecule: messenger RNA, 4688 nt
Organism: Mobula hypostoma (lesser devil ray)
Lineage: Eukaryota; Metazoa; Chordata; Chondrichthyes; Myliobatiformes; Myliobatidae
Product: arf-GAP with dual PH domain-containing protein 1-like
Exons: 11
Coding region: 251-1378 (375 amino acids)
Biological process (GO): positive regulation of GTPase activity
Cellular component (GO): cytoplasm; plasma membrane; intracellular membrane-bounded organelle
Molecular function (GO): GTPase activator activity; phosphatidylinositol bisphosphate binding; phosphatidylinositol-3,4,5-trisphosphate binding
Source: RefSeq, a predicted model, not a curated record